Molecule: messenger RNA, 274 nt
Organism: Staurois parvus
Lineage: Eukaryota; Metazoa; Chordata; Amphibia; Anura; Ranidae
Source: the annotation of a GenBank genome assembly
UAUGACCUCAAAUAGUCUUGAGACCAUAAAAAGUGGCUACUAAGUGGACCUUACAGCAUUGACCCUUGCAAUAAAUGUUAAUUCCUAAAACAAUAUGUGUUUAUUUAUUCUCAAAGUUAAAAAUUGCCAUAAAUAUGGCUCAAUCAGGGGCGGACUGACUAUUUGGAAACCCGGGCACUGCCCGAGGGCCCGAGGUACCCCUGGUACCUUUUUCAUAGGCUUUUUUGAGUUUGGGCAAGGACACAGGGGCCCCAUGAUCCUCUAUUGCUCGGGG